Carassius gibelio (silver crucian carp) is the source of this 3101-nucleotide messenger RNA. RefSeq lists its product as uncharacterized. The transcript is spliced from 11 exons. Gene Ontology annotation, biological process: T cell activation; positive regulation of ERK1 and ERK2 cascade; interleukin-15-mediated signaling pathway. Bases 76 to 1374 code for a protein of 432 amino acids. The record is from RefSeq and is a predicted model, not a curated record. Gene Ontology annotation, cellular component: membrane raft; external side of plasma membrane. NCBI's taxonomy places the organism in Eukaryota, Metazoa, Chordata, Actinopteri, Cypriniformes, Cyprinidae. Gene Ontology annotation, molecular function: protein tyrosine kinase binding; MHC class II protein binding.
CACAGGAAGAGCUGAGAGUAUUUAAAGAAAGAGUUGAGAUCAUAUAAUGAAGAGGAAGACUGACAGAAAGAGAAGAUGGCUGAUAAGUGUCACUUGUGUCUGCUGGGACUGAUCUUUCUCUCUUCACUUCUCACAGGUCUCAGUGAAGUGGAUCAUGUGUUCAUCAGUUCUGGUGAAGAUGUCCGUCUGCCCUGUAAUAAUGCUCUUCAUGACUGUAAAUCAACUUCAUGGAUCUAUAACAGAUUCAGACAUACAGAGACAGUUGAACUGAUCACUGGAGGGAUAAAGACGACAGACACAGAGAGACAUGAGAGACUGAAUCUGGGGUCUGACUGCUCUCUGAACAUCAAGAGCGUCACAAAAGAAGAUUGUGGACUUUACUUCUGCAGACAAUAUGUGAAUGAUCAACAACAAGGAACUGAUGCUCGUGUUUAUCUGCAUGUUCUUCAUGUCUCUUCAUCACCGUCACAGACUGAGAUCAGUGCAGGUCUCUCUCUGACUCUCUCCUGUCAGUUGUAUUCAUAUUCAUCAUAUCCUCGAGUCUCUUGUGAUGAUUUGAUCCGUUCUGAACGAAUUGAUCUGUUCUGGGUGAAUCAGGCUGGUGUUAAACUGACAAACUCAGACUCCAGAUAUCAGAUAUCAGCUCCAGAUCACUGUAUCAUCUCUCUGAAGACAACAAUCCUGAAUGAAGAUCACAACAGAGAGUGGAGAUGUGAAGUUACUCACAGAGAUCAAGUCCAGACCUCAGUCUCAUACACUGUCAAGAUCUCAGAUCAAGCUGAUUCAACGACAGCAGUCACAAACUCUCAGCAUCGCUCAACUACAAACACAGAUGACACUGAAGAUCAAGCUGAUUUAACGACAGCAGUCACAAACUCUCAGCAUCGCUCAACUACAAACACAGAUGACACUGAAGAUCAAGCUGAUUCAACGACAGCAGUCACAAACUCUCAGCAUCGCUCAACUACAAACACAGAUGAAACUGAAGAUCAAACUAAAAGAGUAACAGCAUUGACUCCAGCAGAAACGUCUACACAAGUGAUUGUGAUUGUGAUUGUUGUCGGUGUUUCGGUCGCUCUUCUUCUUCCUGCUCUGAUUCUUUGGCUGAUUCGUAAAAAAAGAGCCGAUGUCAGAAGAGAGACUGAUGACUCUGUGGAGCAGACAGACGAUGUGACUUAUACUGAAGUUACUGUGUGCAGUAAAAACAGAGCCAAGAAGAACAAGGUUCGCUGUGAUGAUAAAGUGACUUACGCUUCCAUCAGAGGAACAAAAGCUGGAGCUCAGGAAAACUGCAGUCAACUUUAUGCCUCUGUGAACAAGAACCAUCACAAAUCAGACACAUAUGCAAAUUCAUAUGCAUUGUUAAUCCUUUGAUCUUUCAUUUAAAAAAUCACAAAGAUUUAUCCUAUCAUUGUAUAAUAAUAUUUAAAAUGAGGGGGAAAAUAUCAUUAUGAAAUAAACUUUUUUUCUUUCUUUUUUUUAGCUGUAGUAUGAUUCGCUGUCCAAACAAAAACGCAAAGGCGGUGUCCUCAAAUUGAUCCACUCUGGGACCCGGUUUAAAAAAACAUUGGUUUCACUCUUCCAAAACACAGGAUCCCUGAGAAGAAACACCUAUCCGAUAAAAAAAAUUGUGCGUAUUCACAGAAACGCGUCUCCGUGUGGAUGGGAAAAAAAAAGGAAAAAAGAAAAAUUUUGGAAACCCUCAAUUUUACUGUUUCCCUCUCAAACGUGAUUGGAUUGUGCAGGCGCCAGAUCCGUGUAAGUUUUGAUAAUUUCAUUUCUUAUUUAGAAUGCAAUAACAAGAAAUGGAAAAAUGGCUCAUUUAUUCGUUAUUCCGUUAAGUUUAACAAAUGGAAAAUUUUAUUUUGGCUCACUUUCUAAUUUUUUUCAUUUGAGAUUAAAAAAUUGUUUUGGCUUCGCACUUGAGCUGAAACACUCCUCUCAUCUGAUUGGUCGAAUUGCUCCGCCUUCAGCGUGGUCUUUUUAUUCUUUCAGACAGAAUAAGAGUGCAGCACUAUAAUGUCUGAAACCACCACUCACUGUUAAAUAGCAUAAUAUUUGAAUCAGAUGUAGCUGGGCAAAGUGACCCCUUUAAACUAUUUCUAGGUUACAGUAUUGUAUGAAUAUUGUCCCACUGAUAAAUACAGUGCAAAUAGUUCUUCUAGUCUUCUUUGUUGGGUUUGAGAAAGCAAACAUAUAUUUGAACAUUAUUAUUAUUUAUUAUGAGAGUGAUUUGACACCGACUAGAACUUUAAUGUUUAACCAAAUUCAGUUCAGAUCUUCGUCUGACUCGUUGCUGUAUAACUGGUCAGACUUUUACCUUCUCAAAAAAUCCUAGUGACUUUCAUUAUAUAAGCGAUGAAGGCCUUAACACUUAAUGUCCACUAGAAAGGGCUUAAAGACUUUAGCCCUAUUCGGACGGGACUAGUUUUACAGGGGGUCGUUAGAGAAAUCUGCGUUUCACAGACGUACUUGGUGAUUUUAAUCCCGUCCGAAUCUGCCACGUCUGUGUUUUUCUCACACAACCUCUGUGAUAAUUCCAGAGCAAAUUACCCACUGUUUUUCAGCAAACUCAGUGAUCCUCUGAGAAAACUAAUCCCGUCCGUAUGCGAAUGUUUGUGUUUGCCAGUGAUAUUUUAUUUCACAACGCGUUUCCUUGUGUGUUUUGGCCAACGUGAAUUACCGUAGAUGCUCUUACCGCGCGGAUGUUUGAUAUAUUUGCUUAGCGGCAAAUAAAAAUAAAUAAUAAUAAAAAAGUAAUACAAAUAAUAAAAUCGAGAGCAAAAUCGCGUAAACUGUUAAUACCGGCUAUUGUAAUAUCAGCAUCAGGUAAGAUUACUCACGUUCAUUUAUGUACUCAGUUACAUAAUGUUUUAAUUAGAUUUAAUAAAAAAAAAAAAAAAAAGGAAAACAAGUUAAACUAAAGGAACCACACAUUAACAUGGUUUUGCCAUGCUAGCCAUUUAGUAUUUAUUGUGUAAUAAUUAGGGAUGGGAAGAUUCCCCGAUUCGCUCGGUGCAUCGGCUUAAAAAGUUAAAGAUGCGAUGCAUCUGUUUAAAAAGUGUGCAUCGGAUUCAAAUUGGCUUUUGUAUCGCGAUGCA